GUCGGCCUCCUGAGACAAGACGGCAGCCGCGCCCCGGGCGACUUCGAGAACGUGGGCCGGCUGGGCGUGCCGUACGCCGAGGGCGAGCAGGACCCCGAGGCGAGGAAGCGCGCCUUGAACUCGGAGCUGGCGAACGGUCGCUUGGCGAUGGUGGCCUUCAUGGGCAUGCUGUUCCAGAACGGCACCUUCGGGUCCACCGGCCCUGAGAUGUGGCUGCCGUCGUCCGCCUUCGAGAACGAGCUGGGCGUUCAGGCGCCGGUGGGCUACUGGGACCCGAUGGGGCUCUCCAAGGAUGGCGACAUGACUAAGUUCAAGCGCCGCAGGGCUAGCGAGCUGAAGCACGGGCGCAUAUGCAUGUACGCCACCCUCGGGUACAUCGUGCCAGAGUAUUUCCGGUUCCCUGGGUUCCUGUCGGUGUCCGAGAACCUGAAGUUCGCGGACAUGCCCAGCGGCAUCAACGGCAUGUUCUCCACGCCAGUCGCGGGGGGUCUGCAGAUCUUCCUGUUCAUGGGUUUCCUGGAGGUCGGCCUCCUGAGACAAGACGGCAGCCGCGCCCCGGGCGACUUCGAGAACGUGGGCCGGCUGGGCGUGCCGUACGCCGAGGGCGAGCAGGACCCCGAGGCGAGGAAGCGCGCCUUGAACUCGGAGCUGGCGAACGGUCGCUUGGCGAUGGUGGCCUUCAUGGGCAUGCUGUUCCAGAACGGCACCUUCGGGUCCACCGGCCCUGAGAUGUGGCUGCCGUCGUCCGCCUUCGAGAACGAGCUGGGCGUUCAGGCGCCGGUGGGCUACUGGGACCCGAUGGGGCUCUCCAAGGAUGGCGACAUGACUAAGUUCAAGCGCCGCAGGGCUAGCGAGCUGAAGCACGGGCGCAUCUGCAUGUACGCCACCCUCGGGUACAUCGUGCCAGAGUAUUUCCGGUUCCCUGGGUUCCUGUCGGUGUCCGAGAACCUGAAGUUCGCGGACAUGCCCAGCGGCAUCAACGGCAUGUUCUCCACGCCAGUCGCGGGGGGUCUGCAGAUCUUCCUGUUCAUGGGUUUCCUAGAGGUCGGCCUCCUGAGACAAGACGGCAGCCGCGCCCCGGGCGACUUCGAGAACGUGGGCCGGCUGGGCGUGCCGUACGCCGAGGGCGAGCAGGACCCCGAGGCGAGGAAGCGCGCCUUGAACUCGGAGCUGGCGAACGGUCGCUUGGCGAUGGUGGCCUUCAUGGGCAUGCUGUUCCAGAACGGCACCUUCGGGUCCACCGGCCCUGAGAUGUGGCUGCCGUCGUCCGCCUUCGAGAACGAGCUGGGCGUUCAG
Messenger RNA from Prorocentrum cordatum, 1296 nucleotides. The record is from the annotation of a GenBank genome assembly. Lineage: Eukaryota; Dinophyceae; Prorocentrales; Prorocentraceae.